Molecule: messenger RNA, 1167 nt
Organism: Penicillium malachiteum
Lineage: Eukaryota; Fungi; Ascomycota; Eurotiomycetes; Eurotiales; Aspergillaceae
Exons: 1
Coding region: 1-1167 (388 amino acids)
Source: RefSeq, a predicted model, not a curated record
AUGUCAGAACUGUACUCCGGGCUCCAAGUGGAUCAACGGUUUUCCUCUUUAGAGGAAUUCAAAUCGGUGAUCCGGAGCAUCUCUGUUCGGCAGCAUUGGGAGCUCCGGGUGAUUCGAAGUAAUAAGAAGAGUGUGGUCAUUGGCUGUCGAUCUGGGUCCAAUUGUUUCUUUCGUGUGGUGUGUCGCUCGAACAAGAAUGCGACUUACAUCACUAGUUUGCAAGACAAUCAUAGCUGCCGAAGAGGUGGGGACUCUCCAGUCCGAACGCCAGUGCGAUCUGAAGCCUCGCAUGUGCGAUUUCUGCUAAGCGAGAUUCCGAAGCUCUUCGACAUGGAUGCCAAAAUCCGAAGCCAGGAUGUUGUGGAUGCCGUGAAGCGGUAUCAUGGAUAUGAUAUCUCCACGAGACAGGCGCAGCGUGCGUUGAUCAAACUGCAAUCCCAAGAUGCAGUCAAUCAGAAUGACCAAAGUAUGAGUCUAGAUAUGAGCCCAGGCGAUCAAAACUCCCCUGUCCAUUCCCAACCCGAAUCACAGGGCGAUGCAGGACCAGCGUAUCGGGGCCUUUCGGAGAGCCGCUGGAUCACAGACCCUCUUCAACCCCCGUUAAUGGAGGAUGAACCCGUGCAUGCCAAUGAGCCACCAGAGAACUCUGUAGUGACAGCACACGCUCAAUCUAUUCGGCCUCCCCCGAUGCCACAACCGCCUUCAAUUGGAACCCCAAGCCAGUCCUCUAUCAAUGAUCCACGCCCUUUAGCCGUAUCGCAACCAGGUGUUGGUUUUGCGCCAUCUACUCCUUUACCAUUAUUGGCGGGCCAUCCUCACCCCAAACCUCCAAACUACCAGACGCGUAAUGACCACCCUGCUAUGCCUCAGAUGGUUCUUACAGACUUCAAAAUUGAGUUUACCUGUACAACCUGUGGAGCUUUGAACCAGAGCUUUUUCCCUAAUCAGGGCAAUGUUACCGGGGGUGCCUACAUGACCCACCACUCUGUUCCACCACCAGUGGCUGUCACGCGGCAUGGGGACCCUUCGCAACAUGGUCCAGAUGGCAAUGGGGCGGACGUCACUGAGGAUGGUGACUUUUCCGUUAACGCUAUGAAUGCGCGUGUCAUGCAGAAUCCAUGGGCGACCGGGGGCCUAGGUGUCCCUAUUGGGCCACCAAAUAACUAG